Molecule: messenger RNA, 14505 nt
Organism: Cornus florida
Lineage: Eukaryota; Viridiplantae; Streptophyta; Magnoliopsida; Cornales; Cornaceae
Exons: 7
Coding region: 11816-12496 (226 amino acids)
Molecular function (GO): nucleic acid binding; zinc ion binding
Source: RefSeq, a predicted model, not a curated record
UUUUUUUUUAUAGUUAUCCUAAUGUUUUUGUAUUUUGAUUUUUCCAUAUUAAUAUGUGUUGAUUGAGAAAAUUGUGCUGUUAUUUUGAAAUAUGCAUGUGAUUUUGUUAUAUGUAUCCUAAUGUUUUUUGUUAUGUGGUAUAAACAGAUGGCCGAUUCUGAAUUGCAUGACAUUAUUAUGCACUACAAGUCCAUUGUGAAAGGAAUUUAUAAUGUUGACCCUGAUAGGUACUAUUUUAUUAAUUUGAUGGAUGAUGUUUUACAAGUGUCUUUAGAAAAUUUACCUGCACAAUUAGGAGUCUCAAUUAUCAUGCAUUGUGAUUUGCCUAGAAGUCAUGAGAAAAUGGUAGUGCAGAGUGAUGCUGAUAUGUUACAAGUUUUUAGCUUUCAUACUAAUCCUUAUAAAAAAUGUGUUCAUAUUCAUGUUGAGUUAGAAACUGUUGAAAAUUUAAACAUGGUAUGUGAGAGGAAUGGUGCUGUGAGGGAUGGUGAAAGGGAUGGUUGUCCAAGGGGUGCCAUGUAAGUGGUGGUGAAAGGGAUGGUGAUGAGGAAGAUGAGAAUGAUGGAGAUUAUAUAUUUGGUUUCAGUUCAGAAGAUGAGGAAUGGGAAGAUGAAAAUGAAGGGUAUUCUAGUGAUAGCGGACUAGUAGAUGAAAGUACUAUGGGGGGAGUUCAAAUAAGUAGUGAUGAUGGUUUGUCCAAUUAUGGGUCAGGGGAUGAAUGUGGAUCAGAAUCAAGUAUUGAAAUAUUGGGUGAUAUUGAUAAAGAAGAUAGGUUUAAAGGUAAAGCCUUUGAUCAAUGUUUAUUUAGGAUAGAAUUUCAAGAGUUCCAGGACAAAAGAUAGAAUUAGUGAAAGGUCACAUAUUUGACAAUACUAAGAAAUUUAGGGAAGUGUUGAGGGAUUAUGCAAUUCAGGAGUGUUUUAAAAUGGUUAGGAAAAAAAAUGAAAAAGCUAGAAUAAGAUGUCAUUAUGCUGCUCCAAGUUGCCCAUGGAUUAUACAUGCAUCACCUCUCUUUGAUAAAAUCACCUAUUAGAUUAAAAAAAAUAAACAAAGAGCAUACUUGUGUGAAGGAGAGCACUUCUAGGGAAGCAACAUCAACAUGGAUUACUAUGAAGUUUGCAGAUAGGAUAAGAAAGAAUCCUGAGAUUAAAAUAGCAUCUUUGGGAGCUGCAGUGAAGGCACAAUAUGGAAUUGAACCUAGUAGAAUGCAGUUGUAUAGGGCAAAGAGAAAGGCACUAGAGGAAAUUAGGGGUAAUCAUGCUAAAGCUUACACAUUACUUCCAGCUUAUGCAUAUGAAAUUGAUAAAACAAAUCCAGGAAGCUUGGCUAAAAUUAGGAGGUUUAGGGCAAAUUUGUAUGUGAACCCAGUCUUUAGUAGAAUUUUCAUCUAUUUUGAGGCACUGGCCACUGGUUUGAAAAAAGGAUGUAGACCAUUUAUUGGUCUAGAUGGCUGCCAUUUGAAAGGACCCUAUGGUGGUGUUCUACUUGCAGCCACUGCACUAGAUAACAACAAUGGCCUUUUCCCAGUGGCCUAUAGUGUUGUGGAAAGUGAAGGAAAGGAAAGUUAGGGUUUUUUUCUAACACAUCUGCAGACUAUGAUUGGCAAAGAUUUUGAGGAUAACCCAUGGACUUUCAUGUCGGAUCAACAAAAGGGACUGGAUUCUGCAAUUUCUUAUAUCUUUCCUAAGGCCCACCAUAGAUAUUGUUGCAGACAUUUAUUUAAUAACUUUAAAAAGAAGUACCCUGGUUUGUUGUUAAGGAAGUACUUUUGGAAGGCUGCAAGAGCUUAUAACCAAGCUGACUUUGAUAUUGCUAUGGGGCAUUUGAGGAAUCUUACAGAAGAAGGGUAUAAUAAUAUGAUACCCCAGGAUCUCCGGAUGCGGGUUGGCCAGGCGCACGCCCGAUUACCCGGGGAUAUCAAACCAAUUAGCAAUAAAUGAACAUAUAAUACAGUUAAGAUAAAACAAGAAUAAAUAAAACUGCUGAAACGAAACUAGAAUGAAAAUCCUUUAUAGAAAAACCCUCAGAAUAAAAUUUUAUAAAUAAAUAACUAGUCUGAUACAACCAACUUCCCCAAUUCUAAUACAACUCGGGAAUCCAUCUCUAAUGGACCCCUAAUAAUAAUCCAAACUGAAAUGAAAGCUACUCAAAGAACAUCCAGAGUAAACCAUGGAGAAAAGUCCUACAUCGUCGGAAAAGUAAGUAGUAGUCUCUGCUCAACACGAUCAAGUCUAAGUUUGGAACUGACAAGUACCUGAAAAAUAGAGGUGGGUCAGGCCCACGAACAAGUUCUAACCUACUACAAUUCAAGCAGAGACUCGAUACGCAUAUACAUUCUAACCAACUCAACAAUAACUAAAUAGUCCGUAGAUAUAUAUAUAUAUAUAUAUAUAUAUAUAUAUAUUCACACUACAGGACUCUCACGGGACUACAGGCCCGUCUCAACCUGACUAAUAGGCACCAUGCAAAAUGCACCAGAAGUGGGCAUGACUACCUAGACCUAGCAGGGUACACAUCUAACCAUCAUACCCAGCUAUGCAUCCCAAUGCAUAUACGCUCCCUAGCCAACAACUCUGAGACUCUGGUUCAUAUCGUGGCACCAUAACAUAAAUAUAUAAAGUCCGUUUCCAAGUGUGUCAUUCAAAAAGUUUAUUGACCUGACACCUAGUUAUAAGUAGGACUUAACUUUUAUAGUUAAUCCAUCUUAUUUCGAUAUAGGUAGGACUUAGUGUUUGAACUAAUCCAUCCCCAAUAUAGGUAGGUCUCAGUAUUUUGAACUGAGCCGUCCCUAGUAUGCCACCGUCCCAUACCGGUGCAUAAACAUCCAUAUAAGUAGGACUUAACUUUUUAUAGUUAAUCCAACUCAUUCCAAAAUAGGUAGGAUUCAGUGUUUUACUAAUCCAUCCCUAAUAUGCCACCGUCUUAUACCGGUGCAUACAAUCCAUCCACCCAGUAGUUGACAAUACAAAUAUAUAUAUAUGUAAAUACCAACUAAUCUAUAACAAAAAUAACAAGAGUCCAUCACAUGUAUAACCAGUAUAUGUGUAUAACAUGCUUGUUCUGUUCUACCAAUACAUGAUUCUCCAAUAGAAUUAAAACACGGAGAACAUGCAUAAUCCAUUCUGUAAUUCACUAUGAGCAUAAUAAUAAUAUUAUCAUAAUUAACAUGCUCACUUUAAACCAUCCCAAGAUAUUCAGUAAGUUUAUAAGACACAAUACUGUAUAUUUAGCAACUAGGUUCCCAUUAAGCAUAACAAAGUAACUAAGUUCCAGUAAUUGAUCAUACAUGUCAUACAUAUAAACAUCAAUUUAAUUCCCAAAAUAGCACAAUAGAAUAUACCAAUUCACAUGCUACUAUUAUACCAAACCAACAUUAACUGAAGCAAGUCGUUAAAUUCUAUACGUCAGUUAAUCCGUAGCUAGCAGUAGUUAAAGUUUAAGCAUAUUUGUUCCUACCACUGUUCCAUGAUUAACAUGGGGUAACCAUCCAUAGUAAUCCGCUAAAUUAGUUUUUAAGCAAUUAAACUCUUCAUCUCCAACGACAGUAUCCGGAUUUUCAUAUACUGACUUAUGUUCUGUAUUACCCUGAACAAUGGUGUUUUAAUACACAGUAAUCAACUCUUGAAAGUUAUAAUAUGAACUUAGAUCAUCUCAAAACACCUCAAUAUAGCUCUUUCCAGAACUUAUAAAUCCCAAAAUACGAGCACCACAGCCUAAACAGUCGCCCAAAAAUCCAAAAAACUGAAGAACUGAAGAGAGACUGCUCCAAACAAGUUGGAGCUGCCUCCAACCUAGAUGGAGCCGGCUCUAAACCACUUUGAGCCGCCUCUAUCUCACUUUGAGCAGGCUCAAAGUCACUUUGAGCCGCCUCCAAGUCCCUUUGAGCCUCCUCAUUCCUCCUCUCUUCAUAUCUGCUUGUUUCCUUUAACUGUGUCCUCUCCGGUGACAUCCAGUUCAUCCGUCCUAAAUUGCUAAGGCUACUACUGGUUAAAGUUAUGUUCCAGUGUGAUCCAGAAUAGUCUAAUGCCUUAGUCAUUCAUCGACAACAAUCGGAACAAGAAUUAUGCAAUUGGAAGUUAGACCGAUCAGUUUACCCUUCAAGAACACACACGGUUCUAACUAAAUCCACCAUGUGAACCAGAGUAAUAUUAAGGCUUCUCAGAGUGUUAUAAACUAAUCUCAACACGUUAUAUAGCAAUUUACAUGAAUUAAACAUCCAAUUACGUGAAUUAAUUUAUGAGUUAAACACGAAAGAUCAUAAAUCAAGCAGUAUAACUCAUUACUACAUUCAGUUUUAAAACAACAGAGACAUGUAAACUAGUUUACUUUUAAUCCUUAUACGUUCCUGAAGUUGCGUUAGAAUGCAAAGAACACAAGCCUAAGGAAUAGAGUAGGAUUAGAACUUGCCUUUACAGUUUUGGAUUCAAAACUCCGUUGCCGUCCUUCUAAGUUUUUCCGAUGAAAUCUCCGAUGACUAUUCCACCUCUGUUGCUCUUGGUUUUAUCCAUGAGCCAACCACUGCUCCUCCUCCUCCUUGGUUCAACCCUAGCCUAAGGCAAAACCCUAGACUUCCUCCCUUUAUCUCUCUCUGUAAUUCGCCCUGUAAUUCUCUGUUAUUCUCUCUAUUUACAGACUUGUGCUUACGGUUUCUAAAACCCUAAACCCUAGUAUUCUUAUGUAUUUAUAGGCUCCAAACAACAAUCCUACUCCAUGUAAAAUUAGAGACAAAAACCCUAAUUCCACUAAUUACCAAUAAGUCCGUAACAGUAUAAUUAACGCAAACAAUUCAAAUAAUUACAAAUAAGUCCAAUUAUUCAAGUAAUAAAAUAAAAAUUCAAUUAAUUCAAAUAUCACCCAAAAACAGGAAACCAUCCAAAACACGUAGCCACGUAAGCACCCAAAAAUAAUAAAAUAAAUACUGAAAACAAUAAAAUAAAUAAUAAAAUUCCAAUUAUAUCCCUUUCAAAACUAGGGGUAUUACAUUCUUCCCCCCUAACAAAUGGAAUUCCGUCCUUGGAAUUCAUGAAACUCUGAAUUAUUUUUGUUAAAAUCCAUUUCCAUUCCAUUGUGAAUGCUGUCGCUAUGCAGGAGCUCCACUGAAUUCCAAAUCCUCCAAGGAAACUUAUGAGUUCCAUAUCAAAGAAACACAAAAGUUAUGCAACACGUAAGUUGUAUUGAGCAACUUCCUAUCCUUACCCAAAUUGUUUAAACAGGGUACAGAUCCACAAUCCUCCAAGGUACAUAGCAUAAAUGUGUAAAACUUCUAUGCGUCUCAUCCUAACGUUGUAAAUCACGAAUCGAUAGGCUACCACCUAAAUGGAGAAACACCCUCCAUGUAAGGCAAUGUAAUAUAUAAAACUGACUUUCCGUAGUAACGCACCUAGCUUCCAUUAUAAAAGACAUCCCCAAAUCAACUGUUUCCCACUCCCAUUUUGAUUUAGGUAGUGGCAAAUAUCUCCAAUGAGCUCCGGUUAUCCAUCGUCCACCUUUCAAACAAGUGUUACUCAUAUAGGCAGUUAUAUACAUGUCUCGUCCCAAACCUGAUCCCGAGAACUGACAGUUGAUGUCUUGAUGUUCCUGAUAACCAUCCGAGUGCAUUGAGGAGAAGUGUCGAUUUUGAAAUCGCAUUCAUUCUGACAACACCAACAAAAUGACAAAUCACCCGUUAAUUCCUUAAGCUCAAACUGAGUAAGGUACACCUCCACGAAGAUCAACCCUAAUAUAUGCAGUUGACUUCCUUAUUUCCUAUGAUAACAGCCCGUGUCAUUGUUAUACAAGCAAAACUACCAUUGUGAACGCAACAAUGAAUCGCAGGAUAUGAAAUAUGCGAUCGGUUGUUGAGAGCAUCCACCUCCCUAUUCCUUUUCCCCGGACAGAACUUAAUGUAAAAUGUGAAUCACCACAUUGAGGCAUCUAAGUUGUCUUGUAAUUCCCUCUAUUCAUACGAACUAAUGACCCACCCGUUCGAAAUAAACCAGAAUUUAAUUGAUUUAAUAAAUAAACGAACCAACAUCCCAACCAAAUCCUGACCCUUUGUAAAAGUUAGCAACCCCUCAUCCAAAUCAAUGAAAAAGGUCUAUCAGUUGAACAUAGAAAAUGUCUACAAGGGUCUCAUAAUCUCGAAUGGUCCAUCUCGAUCAUUUUAGAAAUGGUAAACAACUGCUUCAUACCAUGAAUUAUUUUAUGUUGCACCGGGAUGAAUAAAGAACUAAGAGAUGUGACUCUCAGUCCUUAUAUCCUCCUUCCCGUUUGUCUACAAAAAGUACCAACUGGUCUGGUACCACCAGCUUUCGUCUGCACCAUUGCUUACAUCGAAGCAUUGUCAAAAGCUAACCCUGCAACUAUAUCUAUGCAUCACCAGUUAGUGAUAAACUUACCGAUAAUAAAAUUGACCGGUAAUUCCAUUCAUCGAGGGUCAACUUAUUAUGACCUUUUUUUUUUCACACACACCGUGCACCGCUUCUUUAUAUAGGUGUUCGGUCUCACCUUCCUGUCCUUAACACACCUACUUUUCUAUUAUAGGUAAGUGUCAAGCUAACUCCUUGUCUUGUUUCAAUUGAUAUGAAACUUUUCCCAUCCUUCAUAUAGUCAUCAUCGUCGAAGCAACAGCUAAUUGUUGCGAAAGAUAACCCUAAAAAUUUCCACAUUUUAUAUAGUGUAGAAACUUUGGUUCCUCCUCCAAGUGCAUACCAGUAACUCCUCCAGAUGACACCCUUGUAAAAUCGUGUCUUGAUUACGAAUAGACUGAUAAAGCUUCUAAUCAGCCCACUAUCCUCUCCCGGCGUCAUUCUAAUAAGUACCUACCAGUACGAAAUCCUCCAUCCGAACCAUAAUGGCAUUACAGUGAUCUUUACUUACCACAUCCUAACGAAUCCCUAAAGCAUUAACAACCACCAUUAUUAUAGCGUUGUAAAAACAAAUCCCUACCAAGCAUAUAGCAUAUCAAACUAAUCCUUUUAGAUUGUUUGACUCGUGUUGAUAGUUUAACUAUCCCAUCCUAAAUAGCAUACCAUAUUGAUGCAACCCGGGUCCGAUAGAUUGGCUAGGCCUUUGUAUUUCUACCCAAUCCUACAUCCAUACAUUCACAAAUCCUAGCACAUAUAGCGCUAUUACCCAUGUCAUUAAAAUAAUAGUUGGUUGAUCACAUACUUGUGUCCCCAUCCAAUCCAUACUCCCAAUUCGGAAUAAUUAACAAAAUGAAAUACGUAAUAACAAAACCGAAACACAUAACAAUCAAAGAUGAAACACGUAGAUACACAUAAUACAUAAAACAACCAAAAUAAAAUUCUACUUAAGACAUCCUCCAUUCCAGAGAAGAAAACCUCCUCUUUGAACUCAAGUUCGCAAAAGUUCAUUCCAUAGUUUCGUUUAUAAUUAUCCAACCUUAAAACUUAUCCAUUAACCGUAGCUUAACCGUACAAUCGUUUGCCUAAGCAAAUAUCCGAAGUCUUAACCAUCAUAUUCCUUAUACGCAGAAUGCAAACCAUCUAACAUGGCUUUACAAAGCAACUUAGAAUGUCACAACCUAAUCCCCAUACUCUCCAGAAUGUGAUAUAAAAUCACGUCUUCGUUCUGAUAAGAACUCCAUCCGAUUCCUAAACUUCUCAAAUAACUCCCGGAGAGAUGAUACAAAACUUUAACUAUAUGUAAUUUUGUUUACACCAACUCCAUUAGUACCAUUCACUAUACUGCUGGUGAAUGAAAGCACACUUGUGCGAUCCUUUAUCUUCAAGCUUCAAUAUCCCCUUUCUUGGAGAUGUUGAUAUCUCCACCCUUAGGAUCCUCUUCAGAAUCCUACUCUUCGCUUGUCUCCUUUUCGAGAUCAUCCGAAGUUGUGUUGGCCCCGACAUGCGGUGACCUAACACCUAACACCUACACCCUGAUCUAUUCUUAGCGUAUACUUUCUAAGUAAUGCCAACCUUGGAACUAAACCUUCGAUCCCAAGUUCUGCUUCCGGCAAAAAAAAACUCAACAACCUACUCCUUUACUCCUUCGAGUCCGUAUCGCUUUUGCCUUGAACCCCAUCCUCCUCCUAAUGUCAACCAUUUAUGGAAUAUAAUUGACAUCAACUCCUCUGAACGAACCGUAAAGAGAGUACAACGAAUCCUAAUAUAGCUCUAAGUUUUAAGAAACGCAACGCAGAAGUUCUAUAAUGAAAACACUCCUAAGGACACUAGAACCUGGAGUGCUCUGAUACCAACUGUGAUACCCCCGGAUUUUCUGAUGCGGGUUGGCCAGGCCCACGCCCGAUUACCCGGGGAUAUCAAACCAAUUAGCAAUAAAUGAACACAGAAUACAGUUAAGAUAAAACAAGAAUAAAUAAAACUGCUGAAACGAAACUAGAAUGAAAAUCCUUGAUAGAAAAAGCCUCAGAAUAAAAUUUUAUAAAUAAAUAAUUAGUCUGAUACAACCAACUUCUCCAAUUCUAAUACAACUCGGGAAUCCAUCUCUAAUGGACCCCUAAUAAUAAUCAAAACUAAAAUGAAAGCUACUCAAAGAACAUCCAGAGUAAACCAUGGAGAAAAGUCCUACGUCGUCGGAAAAGUGAGUAGUAGUCUCUGCUCAACACGAUCAAGUCUAAGUCUGGAACUAACAAGUACCUGAAAAAAAGAGGUGGGUCAGGACCACGAACAAGUUCUAACAUACUACAAUCCAAGUAGAGACUCGAUAAGCAUAUACAUUCUAACCAACUGAACAAUAACUAAAUAGUCCGUAGAUAUAUAUAUAUAUAUAUAUAUAUAUAUAUAUAUAUAUAUAUUCACACUACAGGACUGUCACUGGACUACAGGCCCGUCUUAACCUGACUAGUAGGCACCAUGCAAAACACACCAGAGGUGGGCAUGACUACCUAGACCUAGUAGGGUACACAUCUAACCAUCAUAGCCAGCUAUGCAUCCCAAUGCAUAUACACUCCCUAGCCAACGACUCUAAGACUCAGGCUCAUAUCGUGGCACCAUAACAUAAAUAUAUAAAGUUCGUUUCCAAGUGUGUCAUUCAAAAAGUUUAUUGACCUGAUACCUAGUUAUAAGUAGAACUUAACUUUUGUAGUUAAUCCAUCUUAUUUCGAUAUAGGUAGGACUUAGUGUUUGAACUAAUCCAUCCCCAAUAUAGGCAAGUCUCAGUGUUUUGAACUGAGCCGUCCCUAGUAUACCACCGUCCCAUACCGGUGCAUAAACAUCUAUAUAAGUAGGACUUAACUUUUUAUAGUUAAUCCAAAUCAUUCCAAAAUAGGUAGGAUUCAGUAUUUUACUAAUCCAUCCCUAAUAUGCCACCGUCCUAUACCGGUGCAUACAAUCCAUCCAUCCAGUAGUUGACAAUACAAAUAUAUAUAUGUAAAUACCAACUAAUCCAUAACAAAAAUAAUAAGAGUCUAUCACAUGUAUAACCAGUAUAUGUGUAUAACAUGCUUGUUCUGUUCUACCAAUACAUGAUUCUCCAACAGAAUUAAAACACGGAGAACAGGCAUAAUCCAUUCUGUAAUUCACUAUGAGCAUAAUAAUAAUAUUAUCAUAAUUAACAUGCUCACUUUAAACCAUCCCAAGAUAUUCAGUAAGUUGAUAAGACACAAUACUGUAUAUUUAGCAACUAGGUUCCCAUUAAGCAUAACAAAAUAACUAAGUUCCAGUAAUUGAUCAUACAUGUCAUACAUAUAAACAUCAAUUUAAUUCCCAAAAUAGCAUAACAGAAUAUACCAAUUCACAUGCUACUAUUAUACCAAACCAACAUUAACUGAAACAAGUCGUUAAAUUCUAUACGUCAGUUAAUCCGUAGCUAGCAGUAGUUAAAGUUUAAGCAUAUUUGUUCCUACCACUGUUCCAUGAUUAACAUGGGGUAACCAUCCAUAGUAAUCUGCUAAAUUAUUUUUUAAGCAAUUAAACUCUUCAUCUCCAACGACAGUAUCCGGAUUUUCAUAUACUGACUUAUGUUCUGUAUUACCCUGAACAAUGGUGUUUUAAUACACAGUAAUCAACUCUUGAAAGUUAUAAUAUGAACUUAGAUCAUCUCAAAACACCUCAAUAUAGCUCUUUCCAGAACUUAAAAAUCCCAAAAUCUGAGCACCACAGCCCAAACAGUCACCCAAAAACCCAAAAAACUGAAGAACUGAAGAGAGACUGCUCCAAACAAGUUGGAGCCGCCUCCAACCUAGAUGGAGCCGGCUUUAAACCACUUUGAGCCGCCUCUAUCUCACUUUGAGCGCCUCCAAGUCCCUUUGAGCCUCCUCAUUCCCCCUCUAUUCAUAUCUGCUUGUUUCCUUCAACUGUAUCCUCUCCGGUGACAUCCAGUUCAUCCGUCCUAAAUUGCUAAGGCUACCACUGGUUAAAGUUAUGUUCCAGUGUGAUCCAGAAUAGUCUAAUGCCUUAGUCAUUCACCGACAACAAUCGGAACAAGAAUUAUGCAAUUAGAAGUUAGACCGAUCAGUUUACCCUUCAAGAACACACACGGUUCUAACUAAAUCCACCAUGUGAACCAGAGUAAUAUUAAGGCUUCUCAGAGUGUUAUAAACUAAUCUCAACACGUUAUAUAGCAAUUUACAUGAAUUAAGCAUCCAAUUACGUGAAUUAAUUUAUGAGUUAAACACGAAAGAUCAUAAAUCAAGCAGUAUAACUCAUGGCUACAUUCAGUUUUAAAACAACAGAGACAUGCAAACUAGUUUACUUUUAAUCCUUAUACGUUCCUGGAGUUGCGUUAGAAUGUAAAGAACACAAGCCUAAGGAAUAGAGUAGGAUUAGAAUUUGCCUUUACAGUUUUGGAUUCAAAACUCCGUUGCCGUCCUUCUAAGUUUUUCCGAUGAAAUCUCCGACAACUGUUCCACCUCUGUUGCUCUUGGUUUUAUCCACGAGCCAACCAUUGCUCCUCCUCCUCCUUGGUUCAACCCUAGCCUAAGGCAAAACCCUAGACUUCCUCCCUUUUAUCUCUCUCUGUAAUUCGCCCUGUAACUCUCUGUUAUUCUCUCUGUUUAUAGACUUGUGCUUAUGGUUUCUAAAACCCUAAACCCCAGUAUUCUUAUGUAUUUAUAAGCUCCAAACAACAAUCCUACUCCAUGUAAAAUUAGAGACAAAAACCCUAAUUCCACUAAUUACCAAUAAGUUCGUAACAGUAUAAUUAACGCAAACAAUUCAAAUAAAUACAAAUAAGUCCAAUUAAUCAAGUAAAAAAAUAAAAAUUCAAUUAAUUCAAAUAUCACCCAAAAACAAGAAACCAUCCAAAACACGUAGCCACGUAAGCACCCAAAAAUAAUAAAAUAAAUACUGAAAAUAAUAAAAUAAAUAAUAAAAUUUCGAUUAUAUCUCUUUCAAAACUAGGGUUAUUAUAAAUAAUUUGAUAGAAUUGCUUGUAUCAUCCUGGUCUAGGCAUUGGUUUGAUGAAAAUGUGAAAAAUGAUCAUGUCACAAACAAUUUAAGUGAAUCAUUUAACAAUUGGGUUGGUGCACAAAGAAAUAGUACAAUUUUGAACAUAUUAGAAUGGAUUAGGAUGCAAUUGAUGGGUAGGAUUCAAAAGAGGUAUGAGGUGGCAUGCAGUUGACAAACAUUGGUGACUCCUAACAUUAGGAAGAAGUUGAACCAACUCGUAGAGGAAUCUAGACAAUGUAGUGUCAUCUUUGCUGGAGCGGAUGAAUAUGAAAUAAUGGAUGAAACUGGUACAACUGUGGUAGACCUUGGUGCUAGGACUUGUGUAUGUAGGGCAUGGCAAAUUUCUGGCCUCCCUUGCAAGCAUGCAGCAGCUGCAAUGGCUUACAAGAGAAUGAAUAUUGAGCUGUUUUGUGAUAAAAAAAAAAAAAAUUAGUAAGGAUGCUUAUUUGGAAGCUCAUGGGGGAAUGAUACAUCCCAUACUUGACUCAAAACUAUGGCCACCUGCUCAUGGUGAUCCACUUGAUCCUCCUCCACCUUAUAGAAGGCCUGGUAGGCCAAAGAAAAAUAGAAGAAGAGAUGCAGAUGAACCUGCAGCAGGGACUAGUCAAGUGAGAAAGUCAAUGACCAUAAGAUGCAUGACUUGCAAGCCUCUUGGACAUAACAAAAGAACAUGUCCAAAAAAUACAAAUAAGGUCCAGAAGGGAAGUUCUUCGAAAGCUGCAAAUGCAAGUGGUCCAGAGGGAAGUUCAAGCACAUCUCAGAGAGUUAAGAGGGGGGGUUUAUCACAGCCCUUGGGUGCAAGCAAUUCUCAACCCCAACUUGGUAGAGGCACAACUCAAAUGGCAGUUAGAGGUGGGAGGGGUGGUAUAAGCAGUUCUCAACCGCAAGGUGUGACAUGGAGUUUUGGUGCAAACAGUUCUCAGCCCCAACUUGGUAGAGGGACAACUCAAAUGGCAGUUAGAGAUGGGAUGGGUGGUAUAAGCAAUUCUCAACACCAAGGUGCUACACGGAGUUUGGGUGCAAGCAAUUCUCAGCCCCAACUUGGUAGAGGCACAACUCAAAUGGAAGUUAGAGGUGGGAGGGAUGCGUUUAUGUCUCAGCCCCAACUUGGUAGUGGUACCUUUUCUGACAUGGCAAUGUGGUAACUGUCAUGCUGUUUCAAUCCUUCUGGCCUCCCUGAAGAAUGUUUUUUGUGUUCUUAUUUGGAGCAUAUGUAGGGAUGGCAAUAGGGCGGUUUAAGGCUGGUUUUCCAUUCCCCAUCCCCGCCCCCGCUUAAUUUUGGUACCCCCAAAACCGUCCCAUAACCGUUUAAGUUUUUACUUCUAAUCCCCAUAACCGCCCCCGCCCCGCCCACGUCCCCGCCCCCGCCCCAUAACCGGUUAAAUUUAAAAUUUUCCAAUUUUUUUAUUUUUUGAUUCUACACAAGUUCUGUAGAACCACAUAAAUCUGAGAAAGAAAAUGGAAAUAGAUUCAUAUCAUCGUCGUAUCAAUCCCACAAUAAAAUCAGCCAUAAAAUAAAUAAAUAAAAGAAACCCCUAAGUUGUCAUAGAUUGAGAAAGAAAAUGGAAAUAGAUUCAUAAAAUGGAAACAAUAGUCAGAAACCCCAACUUAUCGGGAAAAAAAUGAAUGUUCUGUAUUUUAGAUAGAGAUAUUAAGAAGAAGAAGCAAACAUAUAAAAAAUAAAAAAUAAAAAAAAACCAAAACAAAAAAUAUAGAACUAUUGCCGAUUGGAUCUCUAUGUAUAGAGAGAGAAAGAUAUACAGCUGGAUGAAGACAAUAUCUAACCCUAACCUAAGUAUCUCUUUAAAUCCUCCAGACAAAGGUGGAAAACACUGAAUUAAACCCAUCAAAUCCAUGUAGGUGAGUUCAAUCUUUAUUACAGAAACAGACCAAAAAAGGAGAGAGGCAGAAAUUCUAUGUAUAAAAAUUACCAAUCUAUGAAGCCAAGACCUAAAAAGAGUAGCAAAUCUGAAGGGAUCUUAGAGAAAUACCUUUUGGGAUAACCUUCGACCACUAAAGAAACCACAGAUACUGGGAUUUUGUGAAAAAUCGAUGGUCAGAUCUAUCAGUGUCGGCAGCCACUAUCAGAAUAUAGCGUUUGAAAGUGAAGUCUGAAACUAAAAGUGAAAUCUAGGGUUUCAAUAUAUAUAUAUACAUAUAUAGUGAAGGUUAAUUUUGUAAAUAUAUUAAGAUGGAAGGGUAUACUAGUAAUUUAAUAUAUUAAUUGGGGCCGGUUUCGGGGCCGAUGCGGGGUGGGGAUCUGAGUCCCCCACAACCGCCCCAAAACCGGCCGGUUUUUUUUUUUUAACCCCUAUCCCCACCCCAUUUAAGUAAACAGUUCUCCAAACUCACUUUAAAUGGGGCGGGGGCAGGGCAGUUCCCCACCAGGUUGGGGAUUUUUGCCACCCCUAAGCAUAUGUGGAUAACUUGUCACUUUUGAUAUUACUGUUUUGUUUUGAUGGCAUGUGGACAAGUGUUUGCUCAUAGUUAGAGUUGCAUUUGGAGCAUGUGUGGAUAACCUAUCACUUUGGGGAAACUUUGCUUGCUACUUGUUGACAAUUUUUGGGAUAUUAUUGGAUAGGUUCUUAGACAGGAUAUAAUUACAUACUUUAUACUCAUGGUUAUGGGUAUACUUUUGGUUGUUCUGUGUAUGUACAUACUUUAUACUCAUGGGUCAUGGGUAUACUUUUGGUUGUUUUGUGUAUGUAAUGAAGUGGAGAUAGUUGGAUUGAACUAUAUAUAAGCUUUUGGUUAUUUUUUGUAUGCCGCUAUGUUUUGCAAUGGAGUUCAUAUUAUAUAACUUUCAUAUUUCUUCUUAAUAGACUUAUAUUGCUUCUAGUUUAUAUGGAACACACAAGUGUCAUAUUGAUUCAAAAACAGACUUACAUUGCUUCGAAACACAGUACAAACUUAAUAGCUACUAAAAUGUUUUUAACAAGGCUAAGAAAGACAACAACAAAGCUACAAUAAUGAACAUCUUCAUUUGUCCAUUUCUUGCUUCAAUCAGAUCCAACCGCCUAUUCAUUGCUUCAUAUUGGUCUCUCAAAUAAGCAGCAUCAUCAUUCCGUUGAACUUCACCAUCUUGAUUUGUAGAUGAUUCAUAACCACCUAUUGUACCAAUGGGGUUGCACCACUCCCAUAAUGAACAUUUUUU